Molecule: messenger RNA, 4267 nt
Organism: Mya arenaria
Lineage: Eukaryota; Metazoa; Mollusca; Bivalvia; Myida; Myidae
Exons: 5
Coding region: 120-3881 (1253 amino acids)
Biological process (GO): negative regulation of intrinsic apoptotic signaling pathway in response to DNA damage
Cellular component (GO): nucleus; cytoplasm
Source: RefSeq, a predicted model, not a curated record
CGGCAAGCUCAAUUUGAUUCUGUUUUUAUCAACAUUCUUAUUAAACAGAAUACAUAUUUCUCCAAUGGAAAAUGAGACCUGAAAUUGUAAGGAUGUAAAAAAAAAUUCUGUGGCUCACAAUGAGUGAUAGAGUGCUACUUCUGGCGAUUGUUACAGACAUUGUUGAUCCUGUCAUUGCCUACCCAAGCUGCCAGAACUGCUACACAAAGCUGUUGAUUGAUCCACUCAAUAACAGAUUUCACUGUGUGCGUUGCUGCUCAAGCUUAGAGGAGGGCUAUGUGCACUGGCGGUUUCGACUUGUCCUCCAGAUUUCUGAUGGCAGUUCAGCUGGAAGUGUUGUACUGUUUGGGCAAAUACUUGAAAAAUUCUUUGGAAAGUCAGCAACAGAUUUUAAAAGGAGUGUGGAUGAUUUAGAGAAGUCCGGGUAUCCAUCCUCUGCCAUGCUAAUUGAAGCCUUAGCAAGUACUUUUGUUGGAAAAUACUUCUACUUUGGAUUCAAGCAUAAUGCUGAAUGUCCCACUUCGAGUCCAACAUUAGGUGACAUUAUAACAGCAAGAAAAUUGGGCUGCAGCAGUACAUUUAGUCAGAUUGAAAGAAGUCAAGAACAUUUUGAUAAUUCACACACACUUGCUACACAAAUGAUUGCAGGGAAUGAGGGUGUCUAUGCAACUGUGACUGAUUACAUGAGGCUUAUGGUGAAACAGCUGAGGAAUGGCUACAAAUCAACCCCAGUUUCUGAGCAUAGACAGCCAUGCUAUUCUUCAGAAUGUCAGAAAUCAUUACAACAAGGAAGUUAUUGUUAUACACCUUUAAUUGAAUCGAGACAGGAAUCAGUGCAAUUGAGCUUUGAAAACAGUGAUUUAGUUGGCUCUAAUUCGUCCAAUAUACAGCCUCUGAUGAUGUCAGAAAGAAAAUAUCCUGUGAAACAAUUACAUGCAUUUCAAAAUUCCAGCAAGUCUUCUACAGAUGACUGUUUAUGUGCUGUGACAUUUGAAGAGUCAGAAGCAGACACUGUAGUUGUUGAUGAAACCGAUAGAGCUAUCAGUAGUAACAAGGAAAGUACAAAAACACUCAGUCAGACAACAGUAACUCAAAAACUAAAUUUUUCAACUGACAGUGAGUGUGACCUUUCUAGCACAUGUAAAACGAUUGACAAGGAGCUGAAAAGAAGAGCUCAUAGAAAUGCACUAAGAAUAAUGUCUCAGGAUAAAUCUCAAAAUGUAUUUAUGAAGGACUUCAUUUCAAUAAAAGUAACAUCCAUCAAUUCAACCUAUUGUAAGACGAGAAGAAAUGAUACUGAAAACAAAUCUGGCAAUAUGCUUCCGUCACAACUCCAUGCUUGUGAUAUAGGAAGCAUACAUUUACUUCCAUUGUCACCCAGGGGUACAUGUAAAACUGAUGGUUACAAUGACAAAGAAAGGUGUCCUGCUAGUUGCAUCAUAACAACAGACUUUGAAUCACAAUGUAAUGGUAUUGACUUCUCAAAUGAUGACUUUGACAGUGAGUCAGGACAUGACAACCCCAUGUCAGAUGCAGAGGAAAAAGACACUGAAGAUUUUGAGUUUGAAAAAAACAUGCCAGAAUGCAACAAUGACAUACCCACUGGUGUUUCUUGUAAAGGUUUUGGUGGUAAUUUUGCUCAAAUGCCUGAGUCAGAGAAGCUUGAUGAUUUUCUUGACUCGUUUGAAGGAUUAUCUUUGCAUGAUUCUGACCUGAAUUUGAAAAUGAAUAGUGGUAGUUUUCUGAAUGAUAUCAAUAGAGGAGAACACAGUUUGGAGUUUGCAGAAACUGAAAGAAGUGUUACAAUUAGGACUCGUGUUCAAAAGAGUUAUGAAGCAGACCACACAUCUUCCAGUGUUAAUAAACAUAGUGAGCCAAACACACAAGAUCUUGAAUCAUUUUUCAAUAACAUUACUGAUGAGGAAAUUCAAAAUGAUAGACUUGCUGCACUUCAUGAAUCAAACAAGCUUCACAUCGACUUUGAUACUUUUAACAUAAAAAUAAAUAGUAAUGUUAAUGUUGAAGUUGAACAGUCGAAUGAAGAUGAAAAGCAAAGUCAAAGAAAAAGUAGAUAUGGCUCAGACAGCAUGUUCGAUUCAUUUUCACUUUGUUCGAUUGAAGAAGGAAAACAUUCGGAAAAACGGGUGCAUCAAGGGCAUGAUGAAAAUCUUUCGAAAGUAUUGCAUGGGAACUCAAAAUGUCCCUCUGAACCAGAUGUACAUGCAGUACAGUCUGAGCAACAGGAGGUAUCAUUCAAUGACAGCAGUUUUUAUUGUGACUAUUUCUUGUGUUAUAGACCUAAAGACCCCAAAAUAGAUCAUGAAAAUGACAAGCUUGUUGGAGAAUAUGUUUUAAAUGAUGACUUGAAAGGCUUGGAUGAGAACAAUAGGACAGAAGUGUCUGAUUUGCUAAAGACGCAGAAGCUUUCUAAUGUAACUGUCAAAAAUGUUAGUUCUCAUUUCUUUAAAUUGUCAGUGAAAACUGGUAAAAGUGAUAAAAUACAUGAAAAUAUGUUUGAUGAUGGAGCUGCUGAUUUGACAAAUGGUUCUGUAGAUCUUUUUGAUGAUUCAAGUGAUGCAUUGCCAACAAAGAAGCAAUCUGGAAUCUGUACUGUGUUCAAUACUCCAGAUGUGUCACAAAAUCAAAGCAAAAAGAGAUCAAUAUUUGACAUGCUGUUUACACCUGAUACAAAGGAAGAAAGUGAGAACUGUGCUCGAAAAUUGAGUCUGGAUUAUUCCUUUCCAUGUUUGUCCACACCUCUUACAAGUGAUGAGUGUGUUGAACAUGCUCCUAUUACUCCUGGACUGGACAAAUGUAUCAUAAUGGAUAUCGAAGAUGUGUCUCCUUCUGAAAAGAAUUAUGUUAUCGGAUUAUCACAAUCUUAUACAAUAGAAAAAAAUGAUGUGCACGUACCAGGAGUUUCUUCAACGGUAAGACUGAAAUCACCAAGAAAAGUGAAAUUUGACCAAAGACUCAGAAGAGUAAGCUCUUGCCAUUUGAUGGAUAUCAGAAUGAAAAUGAACAGCAGCCCUUUAAAGAAUCCAAAAUCAGCAAGGAAAUCAUGUUUAAAGUUAAAUAUUGAAAGUACCGGUAACAGCAAUGAUGAUGCAGAAGCUCACAACAAGCAUUGUAACCCAUUGAAUACAAGAUUGUCAGAACAUUCAGAAGUCACAAGAGAUAAACCAGAUAACCAAAUGAUUGAAUUUUUAAAGCAGACACAAACCAUCAGAGUAGAAAAUGAAAUGAAUAAACAUAAGCACUUUGAAUCAACGGAAGAAAUCUUUGAUCAGUCUGGGGACAUGUUUGCUUCUUUCUCAGAAAUACAAACUACUUUGAACCAUGAGACGAACGAAAAGGACUGUGCAAUGAAUGAUAAAAAUAGCUUUAAAAACAAUGUAAAUUUAGUUAUUGAUAAUGACUUAAGGAGACCGUCAGUGUCAUAUAAUUGUGUAGAUGUUCUUUCAAAAUAUACCAAUUAUACUACAUGUGGGGUGAAAAGUGAUGGAGGGCGAGUGAUGACAGAUGGGAAUCAGACAGGUGAUAGUUCAUGUGACUUGUUUGACAGUUUUGUAGAAGACAAAGAAAAUAGAAAUCCUUAUAAAUGUGAAGAAGUAAGCCUAAGGGAAAACAUUGAUGUUGUAAAUAGUCAUGUUAUAUAUUCAAGCAGCUGUGAUACCUCUGGGGAAAAUUGUGAUACGUCUCCUAGCAUAAUUUGUGACAGCCCAGAUCUCUUCAGGAAGCAGCAUAUGAAGCUGUUUCGAAAACAUUUUCCAUCAGUGCAGAGGACGCCUUGCAGCCAAAUGUUAAAUCAUCGGAAAAAAACAUUAUUCCUUUUGUGUGUACUUUUAAUCCAUCAUUACCAAACAUUGGUAAAAUUAUAAACCAAUAUUGGGGACUCCUCAGAUAUUCAAAAAGUAAAACUAUCCAAGAUCUCAUUAACUACAAACCAAUUGAUGCAUAUAUGCGGCCAAGUUCAAGAAUUUAUUGAAACAUUUGUAUUCACAGAUGCAAUAAAUAUGCAUUACUACAAUUCCCACAUUAUAACAACAACAUAUUUUCAAAACCAUUCUCAAUUAUUAUUGAGAAAAUAAAUGAAAAUUAAUUGGUUACCAUGGCAACCAUUAUUGAAAAAAGGCGUUUUGGGGUUAAAUUUGCAUUGACAUAUAUAAUAAAAGUCAUCUGAAGCAUUCGGUAAUAAUUGAUUUGUUAAUUGAUAUCCUCAAAACUUACUGUACCUGGUGUAUGUAUUUGACAAAUGUCAGAAUAA